UAAUUUUGACUCUUCCUGUUCUUUCCAGUGUCUUCAUUGUGAUGGCGCAUCCGGUGGGUGUGUCUCUGGUGUGAUUGACAGCUUGCGCUAAAGGAAUGGACUACAGUGAGGAAAAGAACGAGUAGAGACCACGCCCCAAAACAUCAUGAAGCUCAACUCAUCCUGAAUCGCACACACGUCACACAAUCACACAAACGAACUUCCUCGCCAUGGGCUCUGUGUACCUGUGGAAGUUGUCCUCCCAAAAGCUGGGAUUCUUCUUGGUGAGUUUCGGCUUCAUUUGGGGGAUGAUGCUGCUUCAUUUCACCAUCCAGCAGAGGGCGACGCACGAAAGCAGCGCUCAACUACGUAUGCAAAUAUUGGACCUCAGCAAGCGAUAUAUCAAAGCUCUUGCUGAGGAGAACCAGAGCGUGAUGGACGGACCCUACGUCGGCACCAUGACUGCAUACGAUCUGAAGAAGACUCUAGCUGUUCUUCUGGAUAAUAUAAUGCAGAGAUUAUCAAAGCUGGAGUCUAAAGUGGACAAUAUCAUGUACAACGGCACCAGUACCAACCUGACCAAUGGAACUGGGACCCCUGGACCGAACCCCAUCAACCCAGAAAAAGUCAAUGUGGCAGACUUGCUGAACGGAGCACAGGAGAAAUGUGAACUACCCUCGCUUGACGGGUUUCCGCAUUGUGAAGGGAAGUUGAAGUGGAUGAAGGACAUGUGGCGUUCGGACCCCUGCUAUGGCAACUACGGAGUGGACGGAUCCACCUGUUCAUUCUUCAUUUAUCUGAGUGAGGUUGAAAACUGGUGCCCUCGCCUGCCGUGGAGGAUCAAGAAUAAUGCUGAUGAAGCUGACAGGAAUACACAGACGGAGAUCCGCACGAGUUUCGACGAGCUGUAUCGCGUGAUGUCGCGGCGCGAGGAGUUUCGCUGGAUGAUGCUGCGGAUCAAGCGCAUGGAGGAGCCGUGGGUCAGCGCCGUCCGCUCCCUCGCCACCAAACAAAACCUCAACAACCACAAGCGCAAAAAGAUCCUGGUGCACCUGGGUCUCCUGACGAAGGAGUCUGGUUUUAAGAUAGCGGAGAACGCGUUCAGCGGAGGUCCUCUGGGCGAGCUGGUUCAGUGGAGUGACCUGAUCACCACUCUGUAUCUGCUGGGACACGACAUCCGCAUCUCAGCGUCUCUCGCAGAGCUCAAGGAGAUCAUGAAGAAGGUCAUGGGCAACAAGUCCAGCUGCCCUACAAAGGGUGAUAAGAUUGUGGAGCUCAUCUACAUAGACAUCGUGGGUCUGGCUCAGUUCAAGAAGACUCUGGGCCCGUCCUGGGUCCAUUAUCAGUGCAUGCUGAGGGUCUUAGACUCGUUUGGGACGGAGCCAGAGUUUAACCACGCCCACUACGCCCAGUCGAAAGGGCACAAAACUCCGUGGGGCAAGUGGAACCUGAACCCCCAGCAGUUCAACACCAUGUUUCCUCACACUCCAGAUAACAGCUUCCUGGGCUUCGUGGUGGAGCAGCACCUGAACGCCAGCGACGUCAAGCACAUCGACGACAUCAAGCGGCAAAACCAGUCGCUGGUGUACGGCAAGGUGGACAACUUCUGGAAGGAUAAAAAGAAAUACUUGGACGUCAUUCACUCGUACAUGGAAGUGCACGGCACGGUCCACGGCACGAGUACGGUCCACCUGCCGGCCUACGUGAAGAACCACGGCAUCCUGAGUGGACGCGACCUCCAGUUCCUUCUGCGCGAGACCAAGCUAUUUGUCGGACUGUCCUUCCCGUACGAGGGACCCCACCCACACCUGGAGGCCAUAGCCGAUGGCUGCACUUCACCCAACCCAAGGUCGGACCCGCCUAAAAGCAGAAAAAACACCGAUUUCUUCAAGGGCAAACCCACACUCAGAGAGGUACUUAUUUAUCACCACCCUUAUGCUGAGGUUUACAUCGCGACGGCCACAUACGUCUGGAACGUCAACAUAGAUGAUCGCGAGGUGCAGAACGAAACCAUUAAAGCCAUCCUCAGUCAGAAGUUGGAGCCGUAUCUGCCGUAUGAGUUCACCUGUGAGGGGAUGUUACAGCGCGUGCACGCUUUCAUCGAGAACCAGGAUUUCUGUUACGGUCUUGCUGAACCUGUACCUCUCAGCGCCAUGCAGGUCAAGUUCGCUCCGGCAGGUAAAUCCUGCAAGCAGGUGUGUCAGGAGGAGCAGCUGAUCUGUGAACCCUCCUUCUUCCAGCAUCUCAAUAAAGACAAGGAUCUGUUCAGGUAUGGUGUGGAGUGUAAGACGGUGGAGUCUGCCAGCGAUAACGUGGUCCCCGCCUUCAGCGACUCAACGGGGCAUUGCAUGUUCCAGUCGGACCUGCUGCUGUUCAGCUGCGCCGGGGCCCAUCAGUCCCUCACGCGCAUCUGUCCCUGCAGAGACUACAUGAAAGGACAGGUGGCGCUGUGCAAGGACUGCUUAUAACACGCACACUUCAGCAACUCCGUACGACUAACCUGGUGGUUCAUCAGCCGCCGUACAGGACAGGACGGGACUGUUACAAAGCGCAAUGCAGACAGUGGCAGUGUUGUAACGUGCGGUGAUGCGAUUAAAGAAUUCAGAGUAAUCCAACUCUUGUUUUAUUCCCAUAAACUCA
This is a messenger RNA of Cyprinus carpio (common carp), 2619 nucleotides long. RefSeq names its product alpha-1,6-mannosylglycoprotein 6-beta-N-acetylglucosaminyltransferase A-like. Lineage: Eukaryota; Metazoa; Chordata; Actinopteri; Cypriniformes; Cyprinidae. The record is from RefSeq and is a predicted model, not a curated record. Gene Ontology annotation, molecular function: alpha-1,6-mannosylglycoprotein 6-beta-N-acetylglucosaminyltransferase activity. Gene Ontology annotation, biological process: protein N-linked glycosylation. Gene Ontology annotation, cellular component: Golgi apparatus.